Lates calcarifer (barramundi perch) is the source of this 1696-nucleotide messenger RNA. RefSeq lists its product as uncharacterized. Bases 185 to 508 code for a protein of 107 amino acids. The transcript has 4 exons. Gene Ontology annotation, molecular function: peptidyl-prolyl cis-trans isomerase activity. The record is from RefSeq and is a predicted model, not a curated record. NCBI's taxonomy places the organism in Eukaryota, Metazoa, Chordata, Actinopteri, Centropomidae.
UAGCGCCGACAUGCAGACACGUUGUACCACAACCAUAAAAUAGACAGACAUUGCUUUAAGCCUGGCAGGCGCUCUAAACCAUGUGAGACAUGUUACAGUGAACGGAGCGACCCCUUUUACAUGUGACUAAACACACAGGGAGCUGCAGGAAGCGUCUGAGAGCGACGGCUACACGGAGAGAACAAUGGGAGUAAACGUUGAAACCAUUAAACCAGGAGACGGAAAGACUUUUCCGCAGAAAGGACAUACUGUUACCGUGCACUACGUUGGCACACUGCCAAAUGGAGAAAAGUUUGACUCCUCCAGGGACCGGGGACCUCCCUUCCAGUUCAAACUUGGACUGGGUCAAGUAAUUCGUGGUUGGGAUGAAGGUGUAGCUCAGAUGAGCGUCGGCCAGGUGGUAAAGCUGACCUGCUCGCCAGACUACGCGUACGGCACCAAAGGAUACCCACCCAUCAUCCCACCAAAUUCCACUCUCAUCUUCGAGGUGGAGCUUCUGAAAUGCUGAGUGUUUAAGAUGAAGGUUGCUCUUCAGAGUGUUUUUUUUUUUUUUUUCAUUCCACCCACACCUCUGUCACAAAUUAACUAAAAUUAAAGGUGCUGUCAGUAGCAUUUAUAUACAUGGGUAAAUCAUUAUAGAAACAAUUUUGAUAUCCUGGUGUAAUUGAGACAGAUGACUAACAAAUGAAACCAUGCCAGUCUUAUCAAUGGUGCUAAGAUGACACUCUAAGGACAUCAUAGGAAUAGUAUGACAUUUUGGGGGAAUAUGUCUGUCUGCUCUCUUGCUGAGAUUUACAUCAGAAAAUCAGUAACAUUCUCAGAUCAGCCUGCCAGCACUGCUCAAGCUCAGUUAUUAUUACAUAACAUCUUGUUUGCUUAAGCCAUUCAAAAACCAAAGUGUCAGCCAACUGAUUGACUUGGUGCAGGCAGCUAAGCUCUUAUCUGUAGCUUUACCAGACGGACACCAGUGGUAUCAAUCUUAUCAUCUGACCCUUGGCAAGAAACCACCCCCGAAAUGUCAAAUUAUUCCUGUAAAAUUAAAUCCAACAUAUAGUGAAGUAAAGUUUCAGGAUUUAUUUGGCCUUCAUUCUUAUAUUUGCCUGUAAAAUCUUUGACUCAUCCUUCAGCUGUUAAAUAGCACAAAAGAUGCAUGAUGGAACAAGAGCAAAAAACAAAGCAAUUUUAGAAAGAGUGAGCCAGUGGCACUAAAUUUAUGUUGGAGGAUGCCAGUCUUCUUAGCCAACAUCUUAUUUGUUUAUAAGUCUUUAUUCCAAUGUCUCAAAAGUAGUGUGGUAAUGAUUUUUAAUGUCAAAAAUGCACAGGUAACACCUUUUAAUUUAAAAAAAAAUCAGCAUGAAUUUUCCCUUCAAUAGAUGCAUUGAGUUGGCAGCUUAAACUUUGACACAAUGUAAAGAGAUUUCUUGUAUGUUUGAAAACAAUAAUGGCUCAUAAUUUAAUUAGUUUUUCAUCCUUACUUGUGUUGCCAUUGAUAAAAUUAGGAACAGAUUUGGAAGUCAGUUCCUUAAACUAUACUCUUAGAUCUUUUUUGUCAAGUUAUAGGCCUGAAGUGCUCUUGUAUUAUGUCACAAUUCUUAACAUAUUUUUUUCUGCUAAUGUUUUAUUUCUCAGUGUGUCAUCUGUUAGAAAUUGUCUUAUCUGUGGGUAUUGCAAUCUUACAUUAAAAAACAAAACCGUA